Molecule: messenger RNA, 3180 nt
Organism: Cannabis sativa
Lineage: Eukaryota; Viridiplantae; Streptophyta; Magnoliopsida; Rosales; Cannabaceae
Product: lysine-specific demethylase JMJ26
Exons: 12
Coding region: 195-2927 (910 amino acids)
Biological process (GO): regulation of transcription by RNA polymerase II
Cellular component (GO): histone deacetylase complex; chromatin
Molecular function (GO): chromatin DNA binding; transcription coregulator activity; histone H3K9 demethylase activity
Source: RefSeq, a predicted model, not a curated record
UUUCUCUCUGCUUAUAAAACCCUCCCUCUCUCUCUCAUUCAGUAAUAUUUAUUUUUAUUAUUAUUAUUUAUAAUAUUGAAAGUUGACCCAGAAAAUAAAUAAAAAAAAUAAAAUAAAACAAAGACGAAGACGAAGACCCAAAUGAGCACUGCGCAAUCGGAGCUUUUUUUCAGGUUGUAAUAAUUGUGUAGAAAAUGGAAGUGUUGGUUUCAGAUGAGAAGCAGUUUUCUAAUAAAGACGUAGAGAGAGUUUCAAUUUCCAUGCUUGCACGGAUGAGACAAUGCCCAGAAAUUAUUCAAGGUCAAUCUAAUUCAAGAGGUGGCAAUAGGGGCAAUGAAUGCUCAUCCAAUAAUAAUGAACAGGUCAAUCUAGAUGUUCAAUGGUCGAGUAGUAAGAAGAGGCGUCGUUCCUCAUUGCGAAGAGAUAUAGAGGAUGACUUAUUGUUGAAUGAAGAUGAAACAAAUUUGAAAAAGAGGCGUAGUGCCUCAAUGCGAAGAUAUGCAGAGGAUGAUUUAUUGUUGGAUGAAGAUGAAGAACUGGAGAUGCUGUUUAUAUUCAAGCAUAAGAAUCAGAGUAGAAGAAGAAUAAGAAACUUUGGUUUGACUGAAGCAAGUUCAAAGGAAGCUGUUGCUGUUAAAAAUAAUGAACUGGUUAAUGCUACUUUUUGCUCUCCUUCACCUUCUCCUACCUCAUCUGCCUCAUCUGCUAAUAACAAAAUAAAGGUUAAUGAAAAGGGUUUUUUGAAGUGUCAUCAGUGUAUGGAGAAAAAGAAAUUUGUUGUCUCUUGCAACACAUGUAAACAAAAGUCAUAUUGUUACCAAUGUGCAGAACAAUGGUACACAAACAUGGAAAUAAAGGACAUUAAAAUUCGUUGUCCAUUCUGCCGUAAAAUCUGUAACUGCAAUACAUGCUUGCAUUCAACUGGGAUUUUCGAGACAGUGGAGAGAAAGAUGGAUAACUGUGAAAAGGUUUGGCACCUGGAUUAUUUACUGAGCUUACUGCUCCCACAUAUGGAGCAAAUAUGUGCAGAACAAACUGAGGAGAUAGAGAUUGAAGCUAGAAUUCAAGGGAUUUCUUCUUCUAAAGUUGUAGUACCACAGACUCUAUGCUCUAAUGAUGAACGCGUGUAUUGCAAUCAUUGUGCAACAUCAAUAAUCGAUCUUCAUCGAAGCUGCCAGGAGUGCUCUUUUGAACUCUGUCUCAGUUGUUGUCGUGAUAUCCGCAAUGGGUGCCUUUCAGACCGUACUGAAGUCAAAUUUCAAUAUAAGUUCAAGGGUUGUGAGUACAUUCAUGGAGGGGAUCCUUUACCUGAAUCACAUCCUUUAGAAACAACAUCAGAGUAUGGUUUGGAACCUUUGGAUGAAUGGAGUGCAGAUCCUGACGGGAGUAUUAGGUGUGCUCCAAAGAAUAUGGGAGGGUGCUAUAAAUGUAGAUUGGAGCUCAAACGUAUCCUUCCGAUUGGGUGGAUCUCUAAUUUAGUAGUGAAAGCAAGAGACUUUCUUGGGGUUGAUCCAAAUGAAGACAUAACUAUACAUCACAAUCACACCGAUGAGGAGAAUGAUUCAAUGAAAAAAGCAGCUUCCAGAGAAGAUUCCAACGACAACUACUUGUAUUGUCCUGACUCAAAGGAAGUUCUAAAGAAAGGGUUUCUCCACUUCCGGAAGCAAUGGGCUAAUGGCAAACCAGUUAUAGUUCAAAAUGUUCUUGAACAAGCUAGUGGCUUGAGCUGGGAGCCAAUGGUUAUGUGGCGUGCGCUAAGUGAAAAUCCAGGAGCAGAGACUGGCACAGAUUAUUUGAACGUAAAGGCCAUCGACUGUUUGACUGGUUGCGAGGUGGAAAUUAACACCCGCCAAUUUUUUGAAGGUUAUACUGAAGGAAGAACAUAUGACAACUUAUGGCCAGAAAUGCUUAAAUUGAAAGAUUGGCCACCGUCAGAUGAGUUUGACAAUCUUUUGCCACGUCAUGGGGAAGAGUUUAUGAGUGCUCUGCCAUUUAAAGAGUACACAGAUCCCAAAGCUGGUAUCCUUAACCUUGCUGUGAAGUUGCCCACAGGUGUCUUGAAACCAGACUUGGGUCCAAAAACAUACAUUGCUUAUGGCAUUGAAGAAGAGCUCGGAAGGGGUGACUCUGUCACUAAGCUCCAUUGCGAUAUGUCAGAUGCGGUAAACAUCUUGACACAUACAGCCGAGGUAGAUUUAACACCAGAUCAACGCUUGUCAAUUUCACAGUUGAAAAGAGUACACUUGCAGCAGGAUAUUAGAGAGGGGAUAAAAUCUUGCAUGAAUCAUGUUGAAGAAGAAACAGAGGACAUGAUGACACCAAGUGAAGAUAAACAUUCCUCUAAAAGUGAUGGCGGUGGAGCACUAUGGGAUAUCUUCAGGAGAGAGGAUGUCCCAAAAUUAGAGAAAUUUUUAAGGAAGCACUCGAAGCAGUUCAGGCAUACCUAUGGCUGUCCUGUUAAACGGGUCGACCACCCAAUUCAUGAUCAAUCCUUUUAUCUAACUUCAGAACACAAGAGGACACUAAAAGAGGAAUGUGGCAUUGAACCUUGGACAUUUGAGCAACAAGUUGGAGAGGCUGUGUUUAUUCCUGCUGGCUGUCCGCACCAAGUUAGGAAUCUUAAGGUCCCAACCUAUCUUAUUCUCUGUAUUUACAAUCCAAUUUUCAGGAGCUUGAGCUUGUCUUUAGUAUUUACAGUCCAAUUUUUACUUGCCUUGCAGUCAUGUACCAAGGUCGCUGCAGACUUUGUUUCUCCAGAAAAUGUUGGUGAAUGCUUGCGAUUGACUGAGGAGUUUAGACAACUUCCCAAGAAUCAUCGAGCUAGAGAAGACAAAUUAGAGAUAAAGAAAAUGGUAAUGUAUGCUGUUGAUCAAGCUGUCAAAGAAUUGGAAAACUUGGGUGCAGUGUAUAAUGUCAAUAAUUGUUAGGGCAGUUCUUGAUAGAGAUUUUGUUUGAGACUAACCCUUCUUAGGAGAAAUGCAUACAUAGUUUACCUUAGAUGCAUACUGCAUAAAAAAAGCAUGGAAAGUGUUGAGUAUCAAUGAAUAAUGAAAUAAGUAUUUGGUGUUAGCAACAAAAUACUUCAUUCUUUGGUUUGAAUUUAUUCAAAUAAAAUAUGAGCUUCUAAUAAGAGUGAGAUUAGAUAUUUACUAAUGAAUAGAAAAAGUGAAAAGUUUAUUG